This is a messenger RNA of Mandrillus leucophaeus (drill), 640 nucleotides long. It is a transcript of the gene TXN, whose product is annotated as thioredoxin. The record is from RefSeq and is a predicted model, not a curated record. The coding region runs from base 198 to 449 and encodes 83 amino acids. The transcript is spliced from 4 exons. NCBI's taxonomy places the organism in Eukaryota, Metazoa, Chordata, Mammalia, Primates, Cercopithecidae.
GGCUCCAGGGGCGGGGCGUGGCCGGGGCGCAGCGGCGGGCGCGGAGGUCCGGGCGGGCGCGCGCGCCCCCGCCACACGCACGCCGGGCGUGCCCGUUUAUAAAGGGAGAGCAAGCGGCGACUCUACAAGCUCGGUCUAGUGCUUUGGAUCCGUUUCCAUCGGUCAUUACAGCCGCUCCUCAGACCCCAGCAGCAAAGAUGGUGAAGCAGAUCGAGAGCAAGGCUGCUUUUCAGGAAGCCUUGAACACCGCAGGUGAUAAACUUGUAGUAGUUGACUUCUCAGCCACGUGGUGUGGGCCUUGCAAAAUGAUCAAGCCUUUCUUUCAUUCCCUCUCUGAAAAGUAUUCCAACGUGGUAUUCCUUGAAGUAGAUGUGGAUGACUGUCAGGUGGGUGAAUUUUCUGGAGCCAAUAAGGAAAAGCUUGAAGCCACCAUUAAUGAAUUAGUCUAAUCAUGUUUUCUGAAAACAUAACCAGCCAUUGGCUAUUUAAAACUUGUAAUUUUUUUAAUUUACAAAAAUAUAAAAUAUGAAGACAUAAACCCAGUUGCCAUCUGCGUGACAAUAAAACAUUAAUUCUAACACUUUUUAAAACUGGUGUCUGAAUAGCUUUCAAAAUAAAUGCGAAAUGAUCAUUUAAUGUA